GCGUAACAUGGAAGAAGGGGAAUUCCUAACGGUUGACAUGAACUUCUUUAUAUACGAUACUUCAUCCCUUUUUCCGCUUGCUUUUGCGGAGGGAUGUCAAGGAUUUUUUCAUCUUCCGGAAGUUACAAAGCAGAGCCAGUUAUAUUUAUGUGAACCAUCCGUUCGUGCGCAGGCUAUGCAGGAUGGCUGGAUUGUCAAAUCUUCAUCGCCAUUGGUUGAAGUUCGUCGAAACGGGGAAAUGGGGCAAACCGCUUAUGCAGCCGCAAAUAUUGCCUUGGGUGAAGUGCUGUUUCACAGCACGGGGCUUGUUGUACCGUUUCCUACAAUGUACACCAUCUGUGUCGGAGAGAAUAAACAUCUUUUGUUUGGAGAUGCCGCCGAAUGUAUUGCCCACCACUGUGACCCCAAUUUACAAGUGGUGGUACACGAGGAAAAUGGAACGUUUGAUUUUGUGGCGCUUCGAUCCAUUACGGUAGGAGAGAUGCUGAAUUUUAACUACUGUACCACCGAAUGGACUAUGAAUUCGCCUUUUGUGUGCCUCUGUGAGUCUGUUCAUUGUGCGGGCACUAUACGUGGUUUUUUACACCUGAAAGAAACGGACCGCCAGCGUCUCUGGCCAAUCACAAGCCCCGUGGUCAAACGGUACGCGAGCAGAGAAAGUUAUUGA
Trypanosoma cruzi is the source of this 667-nucleotide messenger RNA. RefSeq lists its product as uncharacterized. Lineage: Eukaryota; Euglenozoa; Kinetoplastea; Trypanosomatida; Trypanosomatidae. Gene Ontology annotation, molecular function: protein binding. The annotation marks the transcript as partial. The transcript has a single exon. The record is from RefSeq and is a predicted model, not a curated record.